This is a messenger RNA of Saimiri boliviensis boliviensis (Bolivian squirrel monkey), 3421 nucleotides long. RefSeq names its product actin maturation protease (gene ACTMAP). Lineage: Eukaryota; Metazoa; Chordata; Mammalia; Primates; Cebidae. The record is from RefSeq and is a predicted model, not a curated record.
UUCCGGAGGCAAGCCUGUUUGAAGCCCCGCCUCUUCCCCGCAUGCGCUGCGUUUUCUGUCACGUGACCGCCAAAUGGGCGGGCACUAUUGAAGGUGAUACCGCAUGAUAUUGGAAAGGGGGUGUGCGGGGGCCGCCAUUUUGCGGAGUGGGCGGCUCAUUUCACUUCCUGACUCCUUUCCCUGUUCCACCGGUUAUUCGCGGCGCCCUCUGGCCUCUGAGUCUUCUCCAACCCACAGAGGUUUUUUAAUUGCUCUGACUCCAGGACCUUCUCCACAACUAGGCCGCUUUCCCUGCCAGGUGUCCUUUUUGACCUCUUGCCUCUGACUCAAAAGGUCAGCUCAAAGGUUCCGAACUCGGGCCUGGGAUGUGAGAGGGGAUUGAGCCUAAGUUCUCCGACUCUUUAGCCCCGGGUUCCUAAGUCGCACCUUUCAGGCACCUCACUCUAGGUCUGAGCCUUCAUAUCCCAAACUUACGAGUUUCCACAUUCAGCGCCAAAGAAUGAGUUAACUCCUACUAACUCUCCACCUAAGCCUCCCGAGCUAACCUGCCCAUCCCGGCUCGUACCACAGAUCCGGUUCCGGAUUGAAGGGCCCCACCUUGUUAACCGACAGGUGCCUUAAGACGAGUCAGCCUCGCAGUUCCUGCUCCCACGGUUUCAAAUGUUAGCCCUGGUCCUUUCACACCCACUGCUCUGCCCCCCGCUUCUGGAAUUCAGCUCUUCAACUUUUAAAAUUUCCGUCCCUGAGGCCGUCCUCUUGGAGGAUCCCUCCCUCCCCACCUUCUGAACCCCUCAGCACCUCCUAUAGACCCCAAAAUGACUUCACCAAGCUCCCCUCCCCUAAAAUCACCAAUCCCUCCUCCAAGAACCUCUGCACCCCAAGCCAGCAGCAUUCCACCUCCUUUACCCCCAAGUCCCCUGGACUUUUUAGCUUUUCCAUCCCGUCCCUGGAGUCAGCAAACCCCGGUUCCCCCACCGCCCCCACUGCCUCCUCCACCCGCUGCCUCAGGGCCUGCUCGCCCUCUUGUCUUCGGCCUGGAGAAGAGCCAGCUCCUGAAGGAGGCCUUGGAGAAGGCUGGCCCGGUCCCCAAGGGCAGAGAAGAUGUGAAGAGGCUCCUGAAGCUGCACAAGGACCGGUUCCGAGGUGACCUGCAGUGGAUCCUCUUCUGUGCAGACCUGCCGUCCCUCAUCCAAGAAGGCCCUCAAUGCGGGCUGGUGGCCUUGUGGAUGGCAGGUACUCUCCUGUCACCUCCGAGUGGCGUCCCCCUGGAGAGACUCGUGCAGGUAGCCAUGGAAAGAGGCUACACGGCCCAGGGAGAGAUGUUCUCAGUGGCCGACAUGGGCAGGCUGGCCCAGGAGGUGUUGGGCUGCCAGGCUAAGCUGCUCUCUGGCGGCCUGGGUGGUCCCAACAGAGACCUCGUCCUGCAGCACCUGGUCACUGGACAUCCCCUGCUCAUCCCCUAUGACGAAGAUUUCAACCAUGAGCCGUGUCAGAGGAAGGGCUACAAGGCCCACUGGGCAGUGAGCGCAGGGAUCCUGCUGGGUGUUCCCGCUGUUCCGAGUCUCGGCUACACUGAGGACCCCGAGCUGCCGGGCCUAUUCCACCCAGUGCGGGGCGCGCCCUGCCAGCCACCAUCCCUGCCACAGGAGAGCUCCCCGGGAGCUGUCUACCUGCUGUCUAAGCAGGGCAAGAGUUGGCACUAUCAGCUGUGGGACUACGACCAAGUCCGGGAGAGCAACCUGCAGCUGACGGACUUCUCGCCCUCACGGGCCACUGACGGCCGCGUGUAUGUAGUGCCGGCGGGUGGGGUGCGGGCUGGCCUCUGUGGCCAGGCUCUGCUCCUCAGACCGCAGGGCUGCAGCCAUUAGCCAGGGCUGCGGUCCCAGGCUGCAGCCUAGCUCAGUCACCAUUUGAAGUGUGCCACCACUUCUCUAUGUGGGAUGACCCCAAGGUCUGAGCUGGGUCUCGGGCCUCCAGCCAAGGGAUCCUUCAUCAGGGCUACCCCUACUCCAUGUCUUCCAGGCCUGGGCAUUGUCCCAACCCCAGGGCAAGACCCUGUACCUGCAUAUCCCAUUUGAAUGUCACAUCGGUCCGUUUGUCAAUGGGGACCGCCUCUGUCACCUCACUAGAUAUCUAAGGAGCCUCCUGCCUGGACCCUCUGCUGCUCACAGGACAGGGAUACUACACUGUGCUAGCCUCAGCUCACCCCUCCUUAGCCCAGGCUCCUCCUCACGCUUGCCCCCUGCCAGUCAUGCUGGCCUUUCAGAUCCCCGGAGCAUUGGGUCCAUCCUCCAGCCCUCUGCUGCGAUCACUCCCUAACUUCUCCAUCGGGGCUCAGGUGUCACUACCUCAGGGACGAGUCCACAGCCCCAGUCUCGGCGUCCCUCCCCACCUCACAUCCUCACUGUUUUAAAGCUCAUCUGAGAGCAGUUAACUGCGUCAGUCCCUCUGUGUUAACUCUGCAGAUCUGGCAGCCCUGUACGGGGGGUGCUAGAUGCCCCUCAUUUGACAGAUGGCAGGACUGAGGCCUGGAGAGGUGGAAUCGCUGGCCUAAGGUCACAUGACUAGCAAGUGGCAGGGUCAGGAUUCAAGCUAAGUAGUCAGUGUCUCAGCCAGGUUGUGUCCUGGCUUCCUGAUUAUGGUGCUGACCACAAACUUCCCUAUCCACCCAUACAAAUAUCUAGUGAGUGUGUGUGAUUACUAGUUUUGCAAAUACCUGCCCCCUCCACUCUGAAAUAGGAGGAACAGGCCUGUCUUGAUCACUGCUGUGUCCCUAAUUGAGCCAGUCUCAUUUAGGGAAACUGUACAGUGCCGUGUUUCAUUUUUUUGUUUUUUGAGACAGUCUUAUUCUGUCACCCAGGGUGGAGUGCAGUGGUGCGAUGUCAGCUCAUUGCAGCCUCCACCUCCCAGGUUCAAGCGAUUCUCCUGCCUCCGUCCCCCAAGUAGCUGGGACUAUAGGCAUGCGCACACCAUGCCUGACUAAUCCUUUGUAUUUUUGUAGAGAUGGGGCUUUGCCAUAUUGCCCAGGCUGGUCUGAAACGCCUGACCUCAGGUGAUCCACCUGCCUCAGCCUCCCAAAGUGCUGAGAUUACAGGUGUGAGCCCCCCCUACCCAGCUACAGUGCAGUUUUUCUAACCAGUGACAGGGUAAACAGGAUGUGUGUCACCAUCCCAGCUCUGAUCAGCCUGCCUGUGCAUCCCCCAUGCCAGCCAGAGCUUGGAGCAGCCUUGGUCACCACUGGGUCCCCUGCAUUGCCCAGCACAUCCAGGCACAAGAGUAGCUGCCGAGGUACAGAUGUGCUGAGUGAGUGAAGUAGCCUGCUUGGAGCCUGCCUCUUUCCCAAACUGCUUGUUAUCUUGUUACUCCACCCAGCACUUUUGCCAAGAUACACUCCAGAUGUAGAAGAAAAAGCUUCAUGACA